Messenger RNA from Leptonychotes weddellii (Weddell seal), 903 nucleotides. Lineage: Eukaryota; Metazoa; Chordata; Mammalia; Carnivora; Phocidae. The record is from RefSeq and is a predicted model, not a curated record.
GAGAAACUUGACACAGUUGGAAUGGUUCCAAUAACCUACCUUGCAAAAGGCUUCGUGUUCACAGAAUUUCUUUUGUGAAAAUAUUUUGGUGAGAAAAUAUCUUGUGGAAAUUCUGGCCUUCUGGAGUAAGGAAAUAGGCCUUACUGCACACAAAACUCCUAUGACAGACGUUGGCAAGUUUAAACUAGGCUAAUUACAACCACAAGCAAAGUGUCAGAGUUUUCCAUUCAGAUCAACAACUUCAAAUUCUUAGCAUGGAAAAUUCAGAGAAGAUCGAAGUGGUUCUCCUUGCUUGUGGUUCCUUUAAUCCUAUCACCAACAUGCAUCUCCGGCUAUUUGAGCUGGCUAAGGACUACAUGAAUGAAACAGGAAAAUAUAGAGUUAUCAAAGGCAUAAUCUCUCCUGUUGGCGAUGCAUAUAAGAAGAAAGGACUCAUCUCUGCCCGCCACCGAGUUAUCAUGGCAGAACUCGCCACCAAGAAUUCAGAAUGGGUGGAAGUUGACACCUGGGAAAGUCUUCAGAAGGAAUGGGUAGAGACCGUUAAGGUGCUAAGGUAUUUAUGGUGAAAUCAGCUUUGUCAGUUCUUCGGAAAUGGGUUGGGGCUUUUUGCCAUGUUCCAGUGCUGCCUGUGUCUGUGAAAUACAGAUUUGCAAACUGUGACUCGGGUCGGGAGGGCUUCCCACGUCCGGUGAUUUCUUGGGUGUAGAGCACAGCUGCAGAGCACGGGGCUUCCUUAGCCUUUAUGCCUUUCAUCAUGUUUUGAGCUGUUUGCAUGCUUGUUACUGUAUCUCUACGAGAGAGAAUACAUAGAGAAGCCUGCCCCAGACAAGAAAGGCACAGUUGUAAGAUGUUGUCGUUAAUUUUUUCUUUUUUUUUUUAAAGACUUUAUUUAUUAUUUGACAG